AUGUUCUGCUUCGCUAGACCACGCCUCAUGCUCUUGACCUCCAAUCCACUGGCUCGGCAGUACGAGCCUCUUCACAAUAUUGAUGUGGAAGCGGCUUGGACUCUUCUGAACAAUUUCGACAACGAGUACGUUGCGUUCUUCAAUUGUGGCCAAGAUGCUGGGAGCAGUCGAAUGUGUAAGCAUAUGCAGCUGAUGCCACUUCCGAAGGACACUUUUGCAGCUUUUCUCGAUCGGGACGAUGGGAAGGAACCCAACGUCCCCUUCUAUUGGUUUUAUCGACGAUUGCAGCCCCAGGUCACAACCAUAUCUAUUGUAAUCCCAGCCUACGAAGAGCUUUGCGGCACAGCAACGCUCGCUCCUGCUCUUGCUCACUGA
Neoarthrinium moseri is the source of this 375-nucleotide messenger RNA. RefSeq lists its product as uncharacterized. The transcript has a single exon. Lineage: Eukaryota; Fungi; Ascomycota; Sordariomycetes; Amphisphaeriales; Apiosporaceae. The record is from RefSeq and is a predicted model, not a curated record. Gene Ontology annotation, molecular function: ATP binding; ATP:ADP adenylyltransferase activity. The coding region runs from base 1 to 375 and encodes 124 amino acids. Gene Ontology annotation, biological process: nucleotide metabolic process.